This is a messenger RNA of Brettanomyces nanus, 1563 nucleotides long. RefSeq names its product cyclin-dependent protein kinase (gene SSN3). Gene Ontology annotation, biological process: protein phosphorylation. Gene Ontology annotation, molecular function: RNA polymerase II CTD heptapeptide repeat kinase activity; cyclin-dependent protein serine/threonine kinase activity; ATP binding. The record is from RefSeq and is a predicted model, not a curated record. The coding region runs from base 1 to 1563 and encodes 520 amino acids. Gene Ontology annotation, cellular component: mediator complex; nucleus. The transcript has a single exon. Lineage: Eukaryota; Fungi; Ascomycota; Pichiomycetes; Pichiales; Pichiaceae.
AUGGCACAGCCAGUGCCCAAUGCAAAAGGUCUACCCGAUCAGCAGCUUAGUUUCUCGUAUAUGCAACAAAAGGGACAAGUACCUGGACUAAAAUCCGUUUCCAAUAGCGUUUCCAGUUCACAUAAUCAAGGGGACGCCCAACAUUUGCCUGAUUUCACUAUGCCUGUCCCACAGACUUUAAGGCAACCGGCACAGACGCAACGUUCAUCGCGAACACAGCCGUUAUCCCAAACGGGUGCUCGGUCAUCGCAACCAACAAACUCUCAGCAAGCGAUCCAUCCAAAUCGUCAAAACUUUGCCUAUGGGGCCGUGGGAUCAAAACCCACCAGAGUGGCGUCCAACGAUUUCUUCACUAUCGGGCCCUACCGUAAACGCAAAGAUCAAAGCCGGGUAUCUGUGGUGGAAAGAUACGAUAUUCUCGGGUAUAUUGCUGCUGGUACCUACGGUAAAGUGUAUCAGGCUCGAGGUAAGCUUGGUGCAUUUAAAGACAAUCUAUAUGCUAUUAAAAAAUUCAAAACCGACUCAAAGGAUAACGAAGUUGCUCACUAUACAGGUAUCUCGCAGAGUGCCAUUCGAGAGAUGUCCUUAUGUAAGGAGUUGAAUCACAAGAACAUCUCGAAGUUGUCAGAGAUCAUCCUGGAACGGAAAUGCAUCUACAUGGUUUUCGAAUUUGCCGAACACGACUUAUUACAGAUUAUCCAUUAUCACUCUCAUCCUGAACCACGACCUAUACCUCAACUCACUUUGAAAUCAGCUCUCUACCAGAUAUUACAGGGACUUUCGUUUCUCCAUCAAAACUGGAUUUUGCACAGAGAUCUAAAGCCAGCUAAUAUUAUGGUGACGAGUGAUGGCAUUAUCAAGAUUGGAGACUUAGGUCUUGCUAGAAAGUUUAACAACCCUUUACAGGGGCUCUACUCUGGUGAUAAAGUUGUUGUUACUAUUUGGUACCGUGCGGCAGAGCUUCUAUUAGGUGCAAGACAUUAUACACCUGCUAUUGAUAUGUGGGCAGUUGGCUGUAUCUUGGCUGAGUUACUCUCUUUGAGACCCCUUUUCAAAGGUGAAGAAACUAAGAUGGAUAACAAGAAACAGAUUCCUUUCCAGGAAAAUCAACUCCUCAAAAUAUUGGAGAUCUUGGGCACUCCUACGUUGGAGAAAUGGCCAUCGCUCAACAGCUAUCCUGAGUAUCCACAGCUUUCUCGGUUCACUCUAUUCCCAUCAAACUUGAAGGCAUGGUAUCAUACUAAUGGUGGUACUAACAAGAACUGCUUGAAGUUGUUAUCUCAGUUGUUGGAAUAUGACCCCUCAAAGAGAAUUAACGCUUUGGAAGCAUUAAAGCAUCCCUGGUUCCAGGAGAAUCCUAAACCUGUUGCCAACAUAUUCGAAGAAUCUAAGUUCGAAUAUCCGCAAAGAAAAAUACAGAAGGAAGACAUUGAUAUUCUAGGCAAAGGACAAGGACAAGGACCUUACAAUCGUAUGCAACACUAUGGAGUUCAUCAUGGUAAAAGAGCAUAUCCUGUGGCCAAUGGAGCUGAAUAUGAGUUAAACAGAAAGAGGCUGCGAUGA